Messenger RNA from Melanaphis sacchari, 3019 nucleotides. RefSeq lists its product as uncharacterized. NCBI's taxonomy places the organism in Eukaryota, Metazoa, Arthropoda, Insecta, Hemiptera, Aphididae. The record is from RefSeq and is a predicted model, not a curated record. The transcript is spliced from 4 exons. Bases 331 to 2832 code for a protein of 833 amino acids.
UAAAACCGUUUGUUUAUACGCAAUAGUUUAAAUUUUUAAAAAUUUUUUAUCCUUGACGGCUAGACAGUACCACACUACCACAGUAGACAGACACCAGACACCAGUGUCUCAGAAUCAAAUUUUUGUUAUUAACGUAAUUCUUAUAAUUUUUACUUUGUAUUUCCAAUUAUUAUUUUGUUUAUGGUCACAAAUUAAUUUCUAUGCCAAAUGACUGAAUAAAACUGAAAACAGCCGUUUCGACGUGUUGAAAUUCAUGAUUUGCCAUUCAAUAGAUCCCCGUCGUUCCAAAUAAAUAACCACCGCCGAUUAUAUAUUAAAUUGUACUAAUUCAUGAUGAGCAACCAGACAAGUUCAACUGAUUCAGCAUUUAAAAUACCAAUGGCACCUCAAUUUUAUCCUUCUCAAUCUGAGUCUUUACUUUUCCAAGACAUUAUAGAAGAGAAAGCUGUUGCACUUCGCAAUGUAUUAAAUGAUUUUUUAAAAGUACAACCAUAUCGUAAAUUUGAUAUUGAAUUUAAUUCGUUUUUAAAACGUAUUAAACGCAUUAUCAUUGAUGGGCAUCGUUCUGGCUCUAAUAUCUCUCGAGUUACCAAUUCAUCACAGAUUGCACCACUUUAUGCUAGGCCAUCAGCAAGUUUCAAUUAUAGGCCAUCCACGAGUUUUAACUAUAGGCCACCAACAACUGUGUCAAUGGUUAGUUCUAGCGAUUAUGGCACAUUGAGAUUACCAGAAAACAAUUUUCAACCUAUCGAACCUAGAGAACUUUCAAAUCCAUUUAAACCACCAGAUUGUCUUCAACCCAGAGUGGUAUUAUCUCGUAUUGAUCAAUCUGGUCACAAUUCUCAUGAGUCACACUCCAUAAGUGCAACUGUUAUUGAAGUAAGUCAAAAUCAUAAUGAAACUGUUAAAGAAAAUAAUAUUCAUGAAGUUGCUCGUAAAUCUAAAUCUCUAUCAAGAAAUGAACCAACUGCACGUAAUACAUACUCUGAUGUAACAUUUGAUGAAAAUAACCAAAAUGUAACAUUUAAUGAGAAUAAUCAAAAUCAAAAUGUAGAUGAUGACAAUAAUUCUAUAGAAUCACUUCUUGAAGAUGUUGGAUUUAAAAUUAUUGUUGGAUUAACAGAAAAUAACGAGACCAAAAAAAAAAAUGCAAGUCAACAUAGUAAUAAUAAAUCAAAUGUAUUAGGAAAUGUUGAGAAAUUUUUAUCUAUGUGGUCUUUAAAUAUGAAGCUAAUAAAAUCAUCACAACAAUCUAAUAUUUCAAAACAUGUUUUGAUUUUAACUGGUAAUUUGUUGAGCGAAGAUAAACUGACAGUUGUAGAAAAACGUCACGAAGCUGGCAUUUUAGAAGGUCGAAAAGAAAAUAAUUUAGUUAAGACAAGAAAUGGACUAUACCGUUUAGUAGGCAAUAUUAUUGGUGGAUCGCCUAAUGAAUUAUAUCAAACAUGUUUAUCCAUCAAUGGAAUUCCAAGGACAUGGAGAAAUAUUGUUAAACAACUAACUGGGACUGAAAAUAAAACAAAAAAUGUGUUUGAUUUUUCAAUAAGUUCUCCUGCUGGACCUAUUACUAAGCCAACAAGAGCUACUAUGAAUCUUGAUGCGAGUAUGACCAGAAAAGGAACAACUUAUAGUAAAAAUAUAACUCUUGUAAAUCAUAAAAGAAAAUUGUCUGAGUAUGAUGAAACUGAAAAUAAUAAAAUCAAACAUCGUAAAUUUGGUGAACAUUUACCAUUAUUACUAGCAUCUACACCAAAGAAACCAAAAAAACAACCCACCAUGUUUGAAACACCAAGUCAAAUUUUGAAAAAUAAAUUUAGUCAGAAUAUAUUAAACAAACAACGAAAGCUGAAUAAUGUUAAUGAUUCAAUUCAUAUAAACAAAAAAAGAAAAUCUCAGUCAAAAGAACAGACAAGUAAAUUUUUGAAGCCAAAAACCCCUGAAAAAACAUUGUUAAGUAGUAACAAUAGUACAAAAUAUGCCAAACAAAUAUCAAGAAAUUCUUCUGUAGGCAGCAAAAAUAACACCAAACUAUCCAAUCAAUCAUCAAAAAUAUCAAAUAGUAGUGUAUCAAAAUCAAAAAGUAAAACACUAGAAAACUCAUCUGUGUCUACAAGAAGCUUGAACAACUCCAAGCAACAAUCUAAAUUGAAAACAUCUAUAAAUUCUACCAAUCACAGUGUGGAAAAAUCUAAAGAAAAUGUAAAAGCCAUAAAGCAAAUAACGCCCAAAAUGCCUAAAAACAAAACAGUAACAAAACAUGUUAACGUUGCAAAAGAAAUUAAAAAAAAAAAGGUAUCAACAUCAGGAAGUGCUCUUACUAAAACCAAUAACAAAUGUAUAAAGGCAAUCAAACCUAAAGCCAAAAUAUGUGAUGAAAGUUUGAACAAUACCAACACACAUCAAAAAUUAAAAGCAAAUAAAUCCAAAACAAAACAGGUACAUUGCCCCAAUGGCUCGUCAACAGGAUUAGACCUUUUUGGUUGCAUAGACCAUGGUGAUUUUGGUAAUGUAAGCGAUUAUAAUGUUAUGGCAUCACCAGGCAAAUUAAGUGUAGUAUUAGGUAAUGACAAAUCCAGGAGCGUGACGCCUCCAUUAUUCAAUUGUCAAUGGAGUUCAACUGCCAAGUCAUUAGUCGCUAGUGAACCACCAACCCCAUUAAGUAAAUCAAUGGAGGCCAAAGCAUUAAAGCGUGUCAAAGCACCCAAAAUUACUUUAGAAGAUGAAAUGAAAUAUAACAAGAAGAAAAAUAGCAAACAAUCCAUUGAUUUCAAAACAGUUUCUAAUAAAAUAAACAAAAUGUUAGAAUUUGGAAGUGGAUAUGAUGAAGAUUAAUCAUUAUUUUUUGUAUUUUGAUGACAUGUUUUAUUUUUUUAAUAACUGAUUUUCCCUAUUCUUUAAUAUCUUAGUUAAAAUAUGUGUUUUAACUUAUUGUUUAAAUUGUAAUUAUUACCUCAUUAUGAAUUACAAUCAUUGUCUUUUUAAAUAAAGCUCAUUUAUAAAUAUUUUUUAGAGAUUAUAU